CGCAGAUAAGCGGAAUCUAGUUUCAAGGUUUGCUGGAUAUGUUUGCUCUUGCUCCUCUAAAGAUGGGUCACCUAGUUAGCUUCGGUUUUUGUUGAUGUAAACUCAUGGAGAACCAGAUUUUCACAGCAAGUUAUCAUCGUUAUGGUAGCCAAGAGCAGCUGGUUACAGAAAUGAACGACAAUGAUGAAGAAGAUGACGAUUUUGACGAAGAGGAAGAUGAUGAGGAUCUUGAAGACGGCGAGGAUAUCGAUCUGAGAGAACAUGCGUACGACUUUGUUCAAGUCGCUGCGUCUCCCAAGCAUAUUCACUUCGUUACCGACGCUUCUCUCAGCUCGUGGAGUGAUCCAGAGGCGGCAUUGGAAACGAGCACUCGUUUAGGGAAAUUCCGAGGGUCCCUUAGAAGAAUUGUGGAGCAUUUUUCUGUUAGAGUAUUCAGUCUCCUUUUGGUAUUAGCAGAUAUUAUUAUUGUCAUAGUUGACUUGGCCACUGCAGGAAAAGAUGAAAGGGUAAAUUAUAAUUAUAUUUUUCUAAUUGUUGCAUUGGGCUUUGUCACUCACUUUACUUUUUCUAGUGGUUUCACCCACAGAUUUAAUUUCUUUUGUUGCAGGAGAGCCUUCUUCCACAGAUGGCUAGAAAUCAUAGAUCUGAUAGUAGUUGUAGUUUCAUUCAUCCUCACCCUGGCCUUUUCUCUCCUGACACUAGAGGAACAUGGCUAUGCAAAACUCAUCAUUACUGCUCGUCUUGUGCGAAUAUUGCUGUUUAUUAGAAUUGUCACAGGAAAAGACCAACUUGAAAGAGCUACAAGAAGAAUGAUAUCACAGAACAAAAGAAGAUAUCAAAAGGAUGGUUUUGAUUUAGACUUGACAUAUGUAACAGAGAGAGUUAUAGCCAUGUCAUUCCCUUCGUCUGGAAAACACAAGUUAUACCGUAAUCCAGUGUCAGAAGUUGUGCGAUUCUUGGAUACAAAACAUCCUGACCACUACAAAGUCUACAAUUUAUGUAGUGAGAGAAGCUAUGAUCCAUCUGUGUUCCAUAACAGAGUGGAGCGAGUUCUCAUUGAUGAUCACAAUGUACCUAGGCUUAGUCAGUUGUUAUAUUUUACGCACAAUGUGAGAGAAUGGCUUGACAGAGAUCCUAAAAAUGUUAUUGCUGUUCAUUGUAAAGGAGGAAAAGGUAGAACAGGGACUGCAAUAUGUGCUUGGCUUAUUGCCAGUGGUCAGUUUGAGCAGGCUAAGCAUAGCCUGGAAUAUUUUGGGCACAGGAGAACUGAUUAUUCAGUUGGAAAUCAAUUUCAAGGAGUGCAGACACCCAGUCAGAGUCGUUUUGUAGGUUACCUGGAAAAAGUGUUUACCAAGUUAAAUGGUCGACUUCCUGCCUCUGUGUCAUAUCGUAUUAAAAACAUCAAGAUUGAUGCAAUAUCUGGUAUUGGAGAUGGAAAUGGAAAAGAUCUUUCGUUUGAGAUAAUUAUCAAUGGUAGCACUGUUACGACACUACAUCUAUCAAAUUCACGUCAAGGACAGAUACAGCACCUCAGAGAUCUUGACAAAUUAGUUAUUAUUCUCUAUGAGGCAGAAUCCCCUACUCUUACAGGAGACAUCAAAAUAAAGUUUUACUCAUCUAAUUCAAAUGUUCCAAGAGGGUAUGACCAGUGUGCUUUCUUCUUUUGGUUUCACACAAGUUUUAUAGAGAACUCCAGACUGUUUCUACGUCGUGGAGAGUUGGAUAAUCCCCACAAACCCAAAACUUGGAAAACAUACAAAGAGAAUUUUGCUGUGGAUAUUACAUUUACAAAACUUUGAUAACAACAAACCAAGACAACUUGAGUGGGUCAACAAUUUGCCCCAAGGGGAAGGAAAUAUUGUCAAUUAUUGGAAGGAAAUGAAUCAGUUGAUUUAUAUAUAACAAGAUUUUCUAAACAUAAGAUAAAUCAUGAUGUCAGAAAAUUUUUCUGCAUUUUUUUCUGUUGUGUCACAUCCUUUUUUUUGGGAACAUCACUAUGUCAGGUCCACAGCCGCAAUUUUUUUUUUUGUUAGUUGGUGGAUUACUUGAUUAAUCCAAGCAAUAUUAUACUCAAAGUAAGAUAAAGUUACUGCAUGACCUUGACUUUAUUCAGCCCACAUCAGGCUCUCUGCCAUGGAGCAGGUCAAAAGAAAAAAAAAUGGGGAAGGUAAAAGUAGAAUGUGUAAAAACUUGAAAUUAACCGCUCAAAGAGUAUCCCAGGAGAUUUUCGACUAGAAUGAGGUUUAUUUCACUUGCCCUUUCACUAACACUUUUCACUGACUGACUGAGGACUUGGAACCUUCUGUUACACUGAAGAACCAACAUCUCAAAAGCCUAUCCUGGUGGGAAAUUUUUAUAUGACAAAAUUACUCUUGCAAUGGGUGUAAUUAACUUCUAUUUUUAUAUAUAGAGUGAAAACAAUUAAAAAGGAUUUAUGAACAGAUAAUGUGAAAGUUUAGAUGCAUUGUGAAUUAAUCACUUAUUUAAAUUAUAUAUUGUCAUAAUAUCUAUAAAUUUUAGUGAAUAAUUAGGGUCAAUCUAAUUUUUAUUAAAGGGUAAUUAUUUUUUCCAUCCUAAAGUUCUUUUUUCUACUAUAUCCAGGGAGAGUGCAGUUUUGUUUUAAGGUUACAUUUGAAAUUAGAUUUUGUUUCUGUGGUAAUUUGUAGCUCUUUAAAUAAAAAAAUGUUCUUUAUUAAGAAAUAAUUGGUCCCCAUUUGUUGCCAAAAAUUUCAAGUGUUGAUAUAUGUGAUUGGAGUGUUUCUUUUAUUGCUAUUUUAAAACAGAAUUUGGUUGCAUUUACCCUGUGGUCUCAUAACACAUUUUCUCAACACAUGAACUAAUAAGGAUAAGCAAGUAUACUUGUUUAGGUUCUGUUAGUUCAAUAAAAUAUUUAGGCCCUGUCAUUGGUAUGCAAAUUUUCCUUACCAUUCGCUUUACAUUUUGUAUGGUACUGACAAGGAGAAUUUGUUUAACAAUCAAGAGCUUCUUUUGUUGGUAACAUUUCCUUCACUCUCAUGACCUUAAUGUUUGAUUCAAUUUAAGAGAAAUUAGGUGCUAGUCACUCCUAGAGGUUUAAAGCAGCUGUGGUUAAUAUUGUUAUUUAAAUAGAGAAGACUUGUUUAAUUUACAGUGAGGCAGCUUUUGUGCUCAGUAGUAUUUUGUUCACACAUUAACAAUUAGCUUCUAUGUCUUCUUUCUCCUUGUAACAAUCAGAUAUGAUUCCUGUAUCAUUUCCUGGGCAGAAUUUUGUACUAUUAUUGGCUAAGGAAUGAAAGAAGAUUUACUUGUACAACUUGCACUAUGCCCAAUACCAAGUCAACUCUUUUUCUUUCAAAUAUAUUGUAGAUGAAAUAUUCUCGAUUACCAUAUUUUUUUAAGGUCUUAAAUGUAGUUAUGGAUAGGAGUACUCAGUGGCAUCUCUGAUAUAGUUGUUAGGCUGAGUAUUAAUUUUCUAGCAAUAAUUCUUUUAAAUCAAUACUUUGAAACAAUAAAGAUGAUCAUUUCAUCAAACAGAGUUUGUUGGGAAUGACACUAAUUCACA
Messenger RNA from Pocillopora damicornis (cauliflower coral), 3541 nucleotides. RefSeq names its product phosphatidylinositol 3,4,5-trisphosphate 3-phosphatase TPTE2. Gene Ontology annotation, biological process: transmembrane transport; monoatomic ion transport; dephosphorylation. NCBI's taxonomy places the organism in Eukaryota, Metazoa, Cnidaria, Anthozoa, Scleractinia, Pocilloporidae. Gene Ontology annotation, cellular component: membrane; cytosol. The record is from RefSeq and is a predicted model, not a curated record. Gene Ontology annotation, molecular function: phosphatidylinositol-3,4,5-trisphosphate 3-phosphatase activity; monoatomic ion channel activity.